AUUAAUCAAUACCUUAUCUUUCUUGUAAAACCCCACAAAUUCACUUCAGUUCCUCACCUCUUACAUAGACUGAACCAAAAUCAAAUCCAAGGCAAGUACCCAACUCACUUUUCUUUUUGGCUCUUCUCAAACUUAAGAAUUUUGAAAAAGCUGAACAUUUCAUUAACACCCAUAUGGGAGAAUCUUCAAAUUUUUGGUAAUGAAUUCUUGGAUUCUCUUAUUCAAGCCAUUUAUACUGAUAAAAAGAAUAGGGACAAGGCAUAACUAGUAUUGCAGGAUUGCUUGAGGAGUUAUGAUGUGCUUCCAAAAAGGAAGGAUGUCCCACCAUUUGCAAGAGAUGCACGAAGGUAAUUACUUGGUUGUGAAGGGGCCCAAGGUAAAAUUUUCCAAUUUUUAAUCGUGCCAUUGCUGCGUAGGUUCUCUUUCUUUUCUUCUAAUUUUUACCCUAUCAAAAUUGGUUUUUCAAGUUGCCCUAGUAAAUUCUUUCCAUGAAAAUUGCGGUUCCUAGUACAGACUUUUUGGAUUCUCAUGUUAAUAAUUUAUUAUAUUACUAGUAAUUCUUUCAUCCAAGAUUAUGAUUAAAUUUAAUAAAUCUAAUAAAUGAAUUGUCCUUAUACUCUGCCAAGGAAUUAAACUAGUUUAGCUCCAUCUUCAAUCUUGAUUCUUCAGACCAGAAAGUUCAUGGAUUUCUUGCAUCCUUAUUUCCUUCACCUUGUAAUUCUUGUUCUUUCUUUGUUUCUCAUCUUUCUUGUUUAUUUCAAACAUAAUAAGUCCCCACAUGUCAAGCUUCCACCUGGUACAAAAGGAUGGCCUUUCCUAGGGGAAAGCCUUGCAUUUCUGAUGACCGCCCGGCGAGGACACCCUGAAAAGUUCGUUAAAGAUAGGGUGAAAAAGUACUCGCCGGAUGUUUUCCAGACCUCGUUACUUGGCGAAAACAUGGCCGUCUUCUGUGGUGCUUCAGGGAACAAGUUGCUGUUCACAAGUGAGAAUAAGUACGUCAAAGCAUGGUGGCCAAAGUCGCUGUUAAAAGCUUUUAUCGUUCCUGACCCUGAUGAAUUCUCAUACAAAGAAGUGUCAACAAGCUGGCGUAGAAUAUUGACUGAAUUUCUCAAGCCUGAAGCUCUACAACGAAGCAUUCCUGUCAUGGAUUCAAUGGCAAGAGAACACCUGAAGACAGAUUGGUGUCCUUGGAAAGAAUUAAAGGUUUUUCCACUAGUGAGGAAGUACACCUUUGCAUUAGCUUGUAGAUUGUUUAUGAGUAUAAGAGAUCCGAAUCUUGUGAGCAAACUUUCAGGUCCUUAUGCUCUUGUAACAUCUGGAAUGUUAUCAGUGCCAAUUUAUUUUCCAGGUACACCUUAUUACAAAGCUAUUAAGGCAAGCAAGGUGAUUACCAAAGAUCUUUUAGAGAUAAUGAAUCGGAGAAGAAUGGAGCUAUCAGAGAAUAAAGACAUAACAUCUCCAGAUGUCUUAACUCGUGUGCUUCUUCAUAAAGAAGAUGAUGGCAGGUCUAUGAGUGAUGCAGGAAUUUACAAUCGGAUUAUGGGAUUACUUAUUGCCAGCCAUGAUACAAUAAGCACUACAAUAACAUUUAUGUUCAAGUGUCUUGUGGAGCAUCCCCAUGUCUAUACUAGAGUCUUCAAAGAACAAAUGGAGAUCGCAAAGUCGAAAUUCCCUGAAGAAUUGUUGAACUGGGAAGACAUUCAGAAGAUGAAAUACACAUGGUGUGUGGCCUGUGAGACAAUGAGAUUGUUUCCACCAUCUCAAGGAGCAUUUAGAGAGGCUAUCACUGACUUCACAUAUGCGGGUUUUACCAUUCCAAAGGGCUGGAAGACAUUUUGGACAGUACAUUCAACACACAAGAAUCCCAAAUAUUUCCCAGAUCCAGAGAAGUUUGAUCCAUCAAGAUUUGAAGGGGAUGGACCUGCACCUUACACUUUUGUACCCUUUGGAGGAGGACCUGUUAUGUGCCCUGGAAAAGAGUAUGCUAGGCUGGAGAUUCUUAUUUUUAUGCAUAAUGUGGUGACCAGAUUCAAGUGGAAGAAAGCUGCUGAAGGUGAAAAGAUAAUUUUUGAUCCAGCUCCUAUCCCAGUAAAUGGCUUACCAGUUCACCUUGAACCUCUUUAAACUAUUGUAGUAGGACCACAAAUUGAGCAGAAAUUUGUGGCAAUUUGCAAAUACAGUAAGGAAACUGUAUGGGGAUCUUCAAUGAAAAUCACAUUCAAAUAAUAUAUUUAAAAUAGUUAAACAA
Messenger RNA from Ricinus communis (castor bean), 2248 nucleotides. Its product is annotated as beta-amyrin 6-beta-monooxygenase-like. Gene Ontology annotation, biological process: sterol metabolic process. The record is from RefSeq and is a predicted model, not a curated record. The coding region runs from base 682 to 2124 and encodes 480 amino acids. Gene Ontology annotation, molecular function: monooxygenase activity; oxidoreductase activity, acting on paired donors, with incorporation or reduction of molecular oxygen; iron ion binding. Lineage: Eukaryota; Viridiplantae; Streptophyta; Magnoliopsida; Malpighiales; Euphorbiaceae. The transcript has 3 exons.